UCAAGCGACCCGGCGGGGGCGACCAGCCUAUGUGGUGGCGCAGAACCGGUAUUUUGACAGUUCACCGCCAGACCCACGUCGUGCAGGUAGCGCGCUCUCCGCUGCCUAUCCGUCUCUUGCGAUUCUUCCGCUCGUCUCCAGUCUCGCCGCAACCUCGCGAUGGCCCAGGACAGUGGAUUGGUUCUCGUCACAGGGGCCUCCGGCUUCAUCGCCCUGCACGUGGUUCGAGCCCUGCUCAAGCAAGGCUUCCGAGUGCGCGGUACAGUCCGCGACGCCAAGAACGACAGCAAGACCAAGCCGCUCCGGACCUGCUACCCCGAAGCCCAGCACCCCGUGGAACUGGCGGAGGCCGACCUCCUGGACGACGCCGGAUGGGCCGACGCCGUCAAGGGCUGCCAGCUCGUCGUUCACGUGGCAUCACCUUUCCCGAACGCCGAACCGAACCACCCCGACGACGUGAUCCGACCGGCCGUCGAAGGCACGCGACGCGUGCUCAAGUUCGCCGCUGACGCCGGCACGGUCCGGCGUGUGGUCCUCACCAGCACCAUGGGUGCCGUGCACGGCGAAGUGGACACUCCGGCAGAUCGCGAGUACGAUGAGAACGACUGGACCAACGUGGACUUCAAGGGCCUCGAGACGUACGCCAAGAGCAAGACCCUUGCUGAGAAGGCUGCCUGGGACUUCGUCAACGCGCUCCCCGCCGCCAAGCGCUUCGAGCUGGUCACCGUCAACCCGUCGCUGGUGUUCGGCCCGCCGCUGCAUGGCACAUACGGCACGAGCAUCGAGGUCGUCAAGCGACUCCUGGACAAGUCGACGCCCCUGAUUCCGUACGUCAACUUCGCCGUGUGCGAUGUCCGCGACGUGGCCAAGGCUCACGUACAGGCCCUGAUCGUGCCGGAGGCGGCCGGUCAGCGACACAUCAUCAACUCGGGCAACGUCUGGCUUAAGGACAUGGCGCACAUGCUCCGGGAAGAACUGUCGUGCCAGGGCUAUUACAUUCCGUUCCUGUCGGCGCCCAACAUCGGUCUUUGGUUCGUCGGCUUCAUCGACCGGUCGGCAAAGAUGCUGUACCCUCGGGUCGGCAAGGUGUUCAAGUUCUCGAACAAGCGCAUGCGCGAAGUCCUCAAGGUCGAGCCGAGGCCCAUCAGGGAGUCUGUCCUGGACACGGCUCACGGUCUCAUCCAAGCCGGCAUAAUACACGAAGCUCCCAAGUACGUCCGCAAGGAGCUGCGCCUGGAUUGACCUCCCAGUUUUGCGGCUGUGGACUCUGGGGACUGACCGCGUCAUGCGGGUCCGCCGUGUACGCUGUAUGCUAUCCUUAUUGCUAACUUGUGGGCAUAUGCCCGUGGUUUUCCUUCCCACGUGAGGCGUUCCCGAACAAACAAGUGGUCGCGUGCUGCAGCGGCAUUGUGCCUUUAAUUCGAAGGGGCACAGCGCGCUCUUAACAUAACCGUGCGCACGACUUCUAUUGGGUAGCAUUCGGCGCCCGCCGUCCAUAUACUGCCUCCGUCCAAAGUUUCGGUACAGCCAGUCUGCUCGCUGCCUUACCUUAAUAAGUAACUAUGCCCGAGCGCACGCAGCUGUGUGCUCUCUGGACUUGAGUCCCGGGCAAUUAUCACGCACUUUUAAGACCUAAGUGACUUAGCUGUUGGGAAUCAAUGCGUUGAUGACUUCCCCCUGGGUAUCGUGUCUCGCUUGGGUGUUUACCGCUUCCUUCGCGAAAACAUUUUUUUCAUGACUCAUUCCUUGUCCAUGUGCACUACGUAUGUACUAUACCGAGCAACUGAACAUGCCGAAUAAAGUGUAAAUUCAUUGUUUUUUGAA
Messenger RNA from Rhipicephalus sanguineus (brown dog tick), 1824 nucleotides. RefSeq lists its product as uncharacterized. The transcript has a single exon. Gene Ontology annotation, molecular function: oxidoreductase activity, acting on the CH-OH group of donors, NAD or NADP as acceptor. Lineage: Eukaryota; Metazoa; Arthropoda; Arachnida; Ixodida; Ixodidae. The record is from RefSeq and is a predicted model, not a curated record. Bases 160 to 1242 code for a protein of 360 amino acids.